Messenger RNA from Sus scrofa (pig), 3199 nucleotides. The record is from RefSeq and is a predicted model, not a curated record. Lineage: Eukaryota; Metazoa; Chordata; Mammalia; Artiodactyla; Suidae.
CGGCGCGGGGCUCGCCGGGGCCAAAUCAGGGCCGAGCCUCGGAACCAAACUCAGACGCUGCAGCGGGCUGGGAGCUCUGGUCUGCUGCCGCGUCGAGGGCGGAAGGUCGGGCGGCGCCUGCCAGCGCGCUGGGACUGGAAAGGCCUCGAAGCCCGGCGGGGUCGAGGUGCGGAGUUUGCGGGUUCGAGGCCCAGCCCGAGAUGAGGAAUCAGAGGUUCAGAGAAAUGAAGUGACCUCUCCAAGGCCGCACAGCUCUUAAGUGGCUGAGACUGAAUUGCGGAGCUGGAGUAUCUCGCCCCAAGUCUCUGCCAGGUGCAGUUACGGAGAACAACAGGAGGGAGGAGGCUAUCAAAGGCCAUUGGAGGUGCCAGCUGUUUGAAACGAAAACGCCAUAGAAAGGGAAGAAGAGGGUGAGGGCCAGGCCCCUUGGGGCUGAUGGCUGGAGGACUGCUGAAUCUGUGCUGGGUGCUGAGUGUGCUCCAGGUGCUGCUGAUGGUGCAGACAGUGUCUGGAGCCAGGGGCCCAUCUACAGGGCCCCGCGGUAGCUCCCAGUUUCCAGCCUCAGGUGUGAACCAGACCCUCCUGGUAGAUUGUCGAGAAGUGUGUGGCCUGAAUGCCUCUGACCGCUGUGACUUCGUCCGGACCAACCCUGACUGCCGCAGCGACGGGGGCUACCUGGACUACCUCGAAGGCAUCUUCUGCCACUUCCCACCCAACCUCCUCCCUCUGGCCAUCACCCUCUACGCUCUCUGGCUGCUCUACCUGUUUCUGAUUCUGGGAGUCACCGCGGCGAAGUUUUUCUGCCCUAACUUGUCAGCCAUUUCUACCACACUCAAGCUUUCCCACAAUGUGGCAGGUGUCACCUUCCUGGCAUUUGGGAAUGGUGCCCCGGAUAUCUUCAGCGCCCUGGUGGCCUUCUCAGAUCCUCGCACGGCCAGCCUGGCCUUGGGGGCACUGUUUGGCGCAGGCGUGCUGGUCACCACCGUCGUGGCAGGUGGCAUCGCCAUCCUGCGCCCCUUCAUGGUGGCCUCUAGGCCCUUCCUCAGAGACAUCAUUUUCUACAUGGUGGCCGUGUUUCUGGUCUUCACCGCACUCUACCUCGGCAGGGUCACGCUGGCGUGGGCCCUGGGUUACCUAGGCCUCUAUGUGUUCUAUGUGGUCACAGUGGUUCUCUGCACCUGGAUCUACCAGUGGCAGCGGAGGAGAUCCCUGGUCUGCUCCGUGCCGGACACCCCAGAGAUGCUCUCAGACUCCGAGGAGGAUCAGGUGUCUUCCAAUACCAACAGCUAUGACUACGGUGAAGAGUACCGGCCGCUGCUCUUCUACCAGGAGACCACGGCUCAGAUCCUGGUGCAGGCCCUCAACCCCCUGGAUUACAGGAAGUGGAGGAACAAGUCGGCGUACUGGAGGGCUCUCAAGGUGUUCAAGCUGCCUGUGGAGUUCCUGCUGCUCCUCACUGUCCCCGUCAUGGACCCUGACAAGGAGGAUGGGAACUGGAAACGGCCCCUCAACUGCCUGCACCUGGUCAUCAGCCCCCUGUUUGUGGUCCUGACCCUGCAGUCAGGGGCCUAUGGCGUCUAUGAGAUAGGUGGCCUCUUUCCUGUCUGGGCCGUGGUGGUGAUCGCGGGCACAGCCUUGGCUGCAGUGACCUUUUUUGCCACAUCCAACAGUAAGCCCCCCAGGCUUCACUGGCUCUUUGCUUUCCUGGGCUUCCUGACCAGCGCCCUGUGGAUCAAUGCAGCUGCCACAGAGGUGGUGAACAUCUUACGGUCUCUGGGUGUGGUCUUCUGGCUGAGCAACACCGUCCUGGGGCUCACACUGCUGGCCUGGGGGAACAGCAUUGGAGAUGCUUUCUCAGAUUUCACGCUGGCCCGCCAGGGCUACCCAAGGAUGGCGUUCUCAGCCUGUUUUGGUGGCAUCAUCUUCAAUAUCCUGGUGGGCGUGGGGCUGGGCUGCCUACUUCAGAUCUCCAGGGGCCACACGGAAGUGAAGCUGGAGCCGGAUGGACUGUUGGUGUGGGUUCUGGCCGGUGCCCUGGGCCUCAGCCUCGUCUGUUCCCUGGUCUCGGUCCCACUGCAGUGCUUCCAGCUGAACAAAGUCUACGGCUGCUGCCUGCUCCUCUUCUACUUGACUUUCCUCGUCGUGGCCCUGCUCACCGAAUUUGGAGUGAUUCACUUGAAAAGUGUGUGAGUGACGCUGUGGCGGGGGUCCGCCUGCUGGUCGGGAAGUGUAACUUGAGGGGGCGAGAAUGGAGGAUGAGGCGCCUUCAGUAGGGCCCGCCUGGCCGUGCGUGGCCGUGGCCAUGAACGUGAACAUGGUGAGGGCUCUGCGGGGCCACGCUCUCUGCCAGAGCUUCCAGUCGCCGAGGUGUGUAGCGAGCAUGGCUAAACCUUGUUUCUGGGACUGUGGAGGCUGGGCCUCCCUGUGGACAAACUUCCAAACAAAACGUAGAAGACUUGCUGUGUUACCUCCAGAGCCCCUCUUGAAAGUUGGGGUCUGGGGCGUAGGGGAUGACUGGGCACCUUCCAGGCUGGGGUUGGAAGACUCCAAAGAGCUCAGGGCCAGAGGCCCCGGCACCUCCCUCUAGUCACCCCUCGCUGCCUUCCUGCCUCUUCUCAGGGCUCAAAGGGCUGCCAAACCCGAGUUUAGGGAGUCAGGCUGACUUGGACCCGGCAGACAGAACAUCUUGUGUGCGGUGGGCCUUGGGCUGCCGCGGGCUUAGUUCUAGAGCCACACUGUCCAACAGAAGUAGAAUGUGAGACAUAUGCCUGAUUUUGAAUCUUCUAGUCGUCAUGUUAAUAAAGCCAAAUGCAAAAGGUGAAAUCAGGGAUAAUAUAUAUUGCUCCAAAAUAGCAGCCAUGGUACUGGCCCAUUAGUGGCUGCCAUAUCAGACGGCACAACUCUAGACUCUGCCUCUAGAAGUGUCUGCUGGCUUCAGAGGUUUCCCCAGCUGCAAAACAGGAGUUAGUCCGUGCCCUGUGCCUACCUCAGGGGAGCCCUGGGCUGGGGUCCCCAGGCCUGCAAGCUCCUGGGAGGGGUGGUGAGCGCCCCAUAGUGCCUUCCUGCUGUCAGUCUGUGACCCGCCUUUGCAAUAUUGCAGCUCUUGCAUUUGCUUGAUGCCUUAAUGCCGGCAGUAAAGGGAUUCAACUGUCUUUUUCCAAUGAAAAAAUUAAAUAUUUCAAAUAUGCAGAAAAGAACA